CUCUCUCGAAGUCGCCAUUUUUGUCCUGACUCUUCUCCGGUGUUAUACGUCAAGCUUUUCUAUCUGCAGUGGUCUGCGUUUUUCAAUUGUAAAUUAUUGUUGCAAAAAGUUAUAAUCUACCGGUGAAAAGUGCUUCUAAUGAAAAUUUAACCCUUCUUCAAGCGUUUGAUGAUAAUAGUAGCUAAAAUUUUCCGUAGUGUUGGGUGAUUUUGGCGAUUGAAAAGUCAAAUUUUUCACCCCGUCCGACCUCCGAGUGGGUGACGAAGAGAAAAAAUCCUGUGUUUAUUAGGUACGAUAAUGGCUGCUGACGGUAGCAGCGAUUGAGUAGCAAGGCAAGCCUAGUAUUCUGUAUCGUCUGAACGGUGCGAGGGCACGACCAAGGUGCCUACCGUAACGAUGAGUGAAUCCGAAGAGGAAAUUGUAACUCGGGGCCGCGGUGGUCGGCCACUCCGUCGUAGAAGAGGUCCAGCGGUCAGAGGCGCAGUCGGCGGACGGUUACGGGAUGAUAGCGACACGGGAGAAAGCAACGGCAGCGAUAGUGGAAGCGAAAUCGAACAACCUGCACACAAGAAGAAGGGCAAGAAAAUUCUACUGGAAGAUGAAGAAGAGGCGGGUCCGAGCGGAACGCAGCAGCAGACCCCGGGUAUCGAGAGCUCCGAGUGGGAAACGGACUGGAAUAGUGACGACGAGCAGCUGCUCAAGGAAGGCGGCGCAAAGGCAGCCGCUGCACUAAUAAGUAAUCUAGGCUACGCGUCGGAUUCUUCAACCAGCAGUAAUGAGAGCGAGAAAUGUCCCAUCUGUUUGCUGUCGCUACAGGGUCAGGAAAUCGGUGUACCGGAGGUGUGUGAGCAUGUCUUCUGCGCUCCCUGCAUCGAGGAAUGGGCAAAGAAUGUGACAACCUGUCCUAUCGAUCGUAAAAACUUUGAUGUGCUCAAUAUCUACAGCACGAUCGAUCGGAAGGAGUUGAUUCGCAAGAACAAGGUACAGAAAAAGGCGGCCGAAGAUGUUCCCGUACUAGAGGAUCAUGAGCUAACCUAUUGCGAAGUUUGUCGUCGUCCGGAUCGAGAGGACACAAUGCUGCUGUGUGACUCAUGCAAUCUAGGCUAUCAUAUGGAAUGUUUAGAUCCGCCAUUGACGGAGGUUCCCUCGGGAUCUUGGUACUGCGAUUGCUGUUUUGCAUCCGGUUCCGACGAAGAUGACGAAGAGGUUCAGGAUCUGUUGAACGAUCUCAACGAAAUCGGAGGAAUUCGUCAGAGCCGGUUACGUGAACGGUUGAACAGUCCACCAAGAAUAGUUCGCACACGUCAGAGUGAGCGUAUAAGAUCGGCAAUUCUGACGCGUACUGCAACUAAUGUUCGCUUAAAUGUAGUCCAAGAACCGGGUCAACCUGGUCCUUCUAGCAGAAGAUCAGGUGCGUCAUUAACAGCAGCAGUUGCUAGGACACCAUCAAGCUCAGCUGUUAGACCUACGAAAACGACUCACAAACGUCGAAAGCGCCGUAAUCGACGGAAAAUUCUUCGCAUGAUUAUUUCCGAAUACGACGUGAACGAUGGAGAUGAUAAGUUUGCCCUAAAGCGUACUAAAAUUUAUAAGAAACUCAAGAAACUCAGCAAAAAGCGAUCUAAACGUAAGCUUAGUAAAUCUCGUAGUGCUCGCAAGAAGAAAUCACUUGGAUUGACUCCUGGUUUAAAUGAGGAAGCUAACGAGUUGCAGAGCCAACGGUUCAGUUCAGGCAUUCCGAUACUGAAACUAUUUAGUGGGGCUAACGAUUUGGACUACUUCUCGGAUGAAGAGCAAGAAGAUAUUGAAACAGAUGUUCCAGCGGGCCCACUUGGAGAUACAGCGAUCCGGAGCAUCCGUGCUUCGCUUCGAAACCCCCUUGGACGUCGUCGGGUUUUGAAGAGAGGAUUCGAAGCGAGCUCAAGUAGUGGACCGGUAGAUUUACUCGGUAGCAUUAUGGAAAGUCAGGAGCGCUGGCAUUCCAAAAAGGGUCUAGGAGAUGUUAAAAUCAACAAUGGAAAAAUUGUUUUUCAAAUUGAAACACCACAAAAGAAGAAUUCCAAUCCUCCUGGUGUUAUGCAGGCUGGGAUUGGAAAUAACUCACAGCAAAGCUUUAAUGUUUCAGGCUCUCGUGCCGGAGCGUCUGAUUCCACAAGUUCCAAUCGAACUGCUAAUCUAAGCCUGUCCGAUUCAGGAGCUGGAGCUGGUUUUCUAGGAUUGAGCUCUUUGGGUGGGUUUGGGUCAAACGAUCCGAACGAUGAUAGUGUCCCUGAUCCAUCGGAUAUGUCAAUUUUCGUAGAUCUUCCUCCAUUGAAAACUCCACCCAUUGAGGAGGAAGAGAAUAAGAAGAAGAAAGGCGAGCUGGAUAUGUUUGGUAUAGUUAGUCCAAUCCCACUCCCUUCGAUAAAUCCAGCUCCUGAGCCGAUAAUACCAACGGCUUCUAGUGAAGUUCCAAAAAGCGAUACGAAGGAUACUUUGGCACCCGGUACUUCUAGAGGCUUUGGAAAGUUUAAAUUUACCAUGACUGCUGAAACAAACAACUGUCCUAAUUUUUCCGUAUAUUCCUCGGAGACUCUUCAAUUUGCUAAAAGUGGUGGUGAAGAACCCUAUGAUCCAUUGGAUAGCGAACAAAAAACCGAUGAUGAAUUCGACGAGCGAGAUGAAGAUCUCGUUCAGCUAGACGACGAAGAACCGAACGCUGUUCAAAAGCCCGUCGAUUCUCCAAUAGAUCCAGCAGAUUCCCCAGUAGAGUCUGAAGAUUUCCCAGUAGAGCCUAAUCAGGAAGAAAAUAUCCCCAAUGGAACGGAUAAACUACCAACCGGAGCACCGGAUCACGAUGCCUUCGAGUCAGACUCCGAAGAUGAGCUAAAGAAAAUCGAGGAAAUUUCUACGCCCGUAGGUCCUGAACCGGAGCCCACCAACGAAAUGGAAGCGCUAACCCCGCCGCUCACUACGACUGUGGCUGCCACGUUAGCAUGUACCGCCGUCGCAACAAUAGCCGGCUCGCCACUGGACCCGGUUGUUGCCGAAGAAACCAACACAACCACCCCUCCGGUUGUUGCAGAUCGAUGCAUUACCGCUUCUCCAGUUAUUGCGGACACGACAACACCUCCUGUUACAACCCCUAUUGCUGCUGCUGCUGCUGGUGCCACUGCUUCCGGUAAUUCUGCACAAGGUGAGGAAGAUCGGAGCUAUACCCCCUGUCUGGACGAAAAGUAUCAGGAAGCACGCCGAGAGCAGGAUAGAAGAAGCAGCUCACCGACGUUACCAUUGUCAUUAACCGAUGGUAUAGACGGUAUAGACGGCAUGGACACCGAAUUGAUUUCGGAGGAGGAAGAAAACACCUUCCCAGAGGAUGAAGCACGCCCUUCGUCCGCUUCCAAGCCUACGUCGUCGGGCGCAAAGAAGAAAGACCUUACCUUCAAGAAGGUAAACAAAAAAGGAAAAGAGCGCAAUUAUCGCGAUAAGGACGGCAAGAAGAAAGACCGCAGCGAUGACAAGGAGAACGAGUCACGUCGCUCGCGUGAGCGUAAUCGAGACCGGCGUCCGAAACGCAAAGAAAUGCCGCGUUACGAUGUACGUACCCUGAUUGAAAAGCGACCCAAAGUACCGAAGGAUCCAUUUGGUCGGGACGUUACACCGAAACCUAGAUCGAAGACGCGCAGUCGCAGUCGAAGUCCGGAACGGCGAAGGGAAGUGUCAAUUUCGUUGAGUCCAGAGCCUCCACGACGUUACACCAGACGGCGAUCAUUCUCACCCAGAUUCAGAGCACGCAACCGAACGCCUCCACAUUUUCGUAGAAAUGUUUCAAGAUCACCCUCGAGAGGCCCUCGAUUGAGGUCGGUAAGCAGAUCUCGCUCCAGGUCAGCUGUCGUAGUACGACCACGUAAUCCUUCGCGGUCACGGUCACGGUCGCGGUCUCUGUCACCACUUCGUUUGCGUCUUCCACCUCGACCGGUUUCUCGGUCUCCAAGAGCUCGAUCACGUUCGCCAGAAAUCCGUGGAGCAAAAAUAAAGAAAACCAAGAAAAAGAAGCGCCUGACUCCACCAGUUAGUAGGAGUCGCAGUCCAAGUAUUGAUCGUAACAAAAAGAAGAGCAAAAAGGGACGCAAGAAGAAAACUAAACAUCGCUCGGGUUCUCCUGCAAAAAAGAAGAAAACCAGAAGGAGAUCUAUCUCACCGAUUAUAUUAAGGUCAAGGUCUCCUUCAAUUCUGAAUGCUGGAACGACUGGUGUUUUGACAGAACGCUUUGCUAAAGUUCGACAGCGAAACUCUUGGACGCCGCCACCGCCAAUGAGACCAAAAACGAACGGAACGAAUCUGACAGUGAUUUUAACGAAUGAGGAAGCCCUCGCCAAGCAAGCUAGGGAGCGCGAUCGGAAACGAAGAGAAGCCCGGCGUCGACAACACCGGGAGCGUGACAAAAAUCUACCCUCGAAGGAAGUAUUUACAUCAGGUGAUAAUAUAUUAGUUAGUGUUAGUUUUAACGACAAAAAUUUGAAUAAGGAGAAUCAGGAGGCAGCAGAUGGCACAGUUUCAGCUGCAGUGGCACAGAAGAGAUUGAAAGACAUGGCGAAGAAACGGGUCGAGGCAGAAAAAGCCAAACGAAGACGAAUGGAGCGAUUGAAGAGAACUCGAGGAGAGGCUCCCAAGCCAGUAGUUAUAAUAGACCUAGAUCGAUCACCGUUUCGCGUACUGACACCUUCCCCUAGGGCUAUCAUUGUACUUAGUGAUAGCGAUACGGAGAAGGAGAAGGAUCGCCGAGAAGUGGAGUCCAGCCGGACUGGAGCAACAAACACUCAACAUCCUACCGUGGAGGUUAGCACGAAUGGACCAUCUGCGAUGUCUCGCAAAUCACCGGUCGAUCGGCAUGAGGAGGAUAUGUUCGGACCGAAAACGCCACCCGGUUUUCCCAGUCAACCACAACCCCAACAAGGUAAACCUGCAGCGCCUAAAUUCACCAUGCAAGUGAAAUCCAAGCUCUCAAAUAUUCGUCCCUUAAAUCUACUCUACGAACCUGGAGAACUGGGCGAAAGUAAAACUCCCGAACGAAUGGAUAACGUCGAGAACUCCAACAUGAAUUACAACAUGGUUGGUCCAAAUACUCCUCCAGAACCAGCACCACAAUCUCCAUCGCCAGAUGUGUAUGAUCCGUUUGAGCCGACGAAAUCUCCUUCGCCUUCACCAUCGCGUCGAGAUAAUGCAUCAAUUGAGCGUCUUUCCGACUUAGAUGAUGCGGUAUUACCAACAAGCAGUGGAAAAGUUGACGGUCCUGACUCGGGUACCGGCGGCGAUCCAAAGGUUGAUUCCCAAAAUCAAGAUGAAGUUAUGAACGGUGAACCGGAACCCCUGCGGGGAAGCAAAAUUACAAUUCUCAGCAACAUUGUCAUCAGUCAGCCCGCAAAUAGCGGACAAGGUGUGGUUAGUGGUUCUGGCGUCUCUGGCAACCAGCACAACACUGGUGAUGAUUCGGACGUUAUCUUUGACGAUUUUGUCUCUUCGUCGGCUCCGGCGCCAAGUCAAUCUGUCGGCUAUAGCACCAACAACUCCAACCCCAUCAAGUCGUACAGCACAGCCGCAAAUUCGUCUAGCUUAAUUUCGAAACUACCACUGCCACCGGGAGCCAAUGCUAAUCAAAAGUUUAGUGACUUUAUUAACCCGACUGAUUCACCGUAUUCACCCGGAGCGAGCGAUUUCGAAGAUUUAUUCGAAGCGGGUGCUGAUAUGGAGUCACCACCGGCAGCACCAAUGAAACAGUCCUACAAACCUAUGAAGAUAAUGUCCAAGGGCGCAAAGAAAGGUGUGUUCGACAAUCUCUUCGGAGGUUCACCAAACAACAACUUCAAACGUAUGAAGAAACCUCCGCACAAAAAAAGAGGUAGACAGAGAGGUGAUGAUGAGGAAGAUUUAUCCAAGUUGUCCACAAAGGAAAGGUUCCUUAAAAAAUUAAACCGCCUGGAACGAGUGGUGGAAGAAGUGAAAUUGGUCAUAAAACCUUUCUACAACAAGAAACAAAUUAAUAAGGAAGAAUAUAAAGAUAUCCUACGACGUGCAGUUCCGAAGAUUUGCCACAGUCGAUCCGGAGAGAUCAACCCGAUCAAGAUUCAGAAACUGAUCAAGGCGUACGUGCGCAAGGUGCGUGCUAGACGGCGUCUCACGAAGAAGGUUCAAGGGAUGGGAAUGAUCGGGGGACCCCUCGGUUUUCCGGGAACCAACAUCAAUCCCAUGAUCAUCUAAAAGGCUGUAGGCAAUAGUACGCGAACGACAACAUCCGCAGCACUGCAACAACAAUGGUAAAACCCUGUUCAACCUUUAUGCCAAAUGACAGCGGUCGCGGCCAGCAUGCGCAGUGGAUAACUAUACGUGAACGUGUGAGCAGGCAUAAGUUAACAGGUUUGCUUCAUUGAUUAUCUUUUAUAUUUUUUAUCGGAUUUUUUUGUUUUAUGUGCGUUUCCAGCUUUUUAGUGGAUGCGCUGACACUUGUAUGUAAGUCCUAGCAACACUUAUGCUACAUUCUGAUGCGUUUGCUUGCAUAUCGAGCGUAAGUUUGUAUUGUUUUAUUAGUAAAAAUUCUUUGGCUGGGAAACCAAUCCGAAAUAGUGGAAUGAAUUGAAAACGCCGAGAAAAGUAAUGAAAAUUAUAAAUUCUUGGACAACAUGAGGAUUCCUUAUCAAAAAAAAGUUAUGUUAUUAGCGAUUAGUAUCGACACAACACACGAUCACGCAUCAAGUUUACUCGUAAUUGUGGUAGAGAGAGACUUAACAGGAAAGUCUAUUAGAAAUGGGGGUAUUUAUAACAAGUAUAUAAAAUAUUUAUUGGAUAUACACAAUUACUAGACCUAAAGUAAGUUGAUUAGAUUGUGCUAAUUGUAGAAUAUAAUCUCUUUAAGGUACAUUAUCAGUGUAAAGUUUGUCCAAUUACACGCUAGCUUUUAUCGAAUCUACGUUCGCGAGUUCAUUCUCUUUCGUCUCCAUCACUAUACUCUACACCUUCCGUAGCCGUCGAAACGAUUGUUUGCUGGUAAACAAUGUUCGAGCGUUAGGUCUCGCAAAACAACAUGCUUCCCACUAAUCCUAUCGUACUCUUUUGGAGCAAUGUGUGCAAAUGAAACCUUUUCACAACCAGAUACUGUUGUAUGGAAAUGCAAUUUAUUUUUAUUAUAAAAGAUUGCGGCCACUACAGGAUGAGUUCGCUAGUUGCACCAAGUAAUCAUCAAUCUAAUGUUAGUAAACUUACUGAUAAUUGGUCUUGUUCCACCUGAACACGAUUGAUCGAAAUGAAAGAAAUCAAAUAAAAUUCCUUGUAUGCUGUGUAGGCGAACUACCUACACAAACAGUAAAUCGACAAGCGGUAAAUAAUAACUGAUUUGCUAGGCUAGCCGAUCGGAGAAAUGCUAUUCAUUUAAAUUACACUUAUAAAUGAGUAAUUUUAAAUUUGUAGUGUUGCCUACACACAUAUGAAUAUAAUUAUAACAGAGAAAAUGCUAAUAAAAAGUGAAUAGUUUAAGAUAUUGA
Messenger RNA from Topomyia yanbarensis, 7514 nucleotides. RefSeq names its product PHD and RING finger domain-containing protein 1. Bases 397 to 6237 code for a protein of 1946 amino acids. The transcript has 6 exons. The record is from RefSeq and is a predicted model, not a curated record. Lineage: Eukaryota; Metazoa; Arthropoda; Insecta; Diptera; Culicidae.